AGAUUCCUCCGUGCAGACAGGCGGUCUUCUCCUAUCACCUUCUUAUCUGUCUCGUCUUUCUCUCUCUGCCGCCUUCUCCUCGUCCUGUCUGUCUUUUCUGUCUUUUCUGUUCGUUCUCUCGGGGUUUGUCUCUUCACUCUGCAUGUCUCUCUUGCGUCUGUGGGUUUCCUCGUCGCUCUUCCUCCCUUUCUUCUCGUCUCGCGUCUCCUCGACCGUCCAGUGCGCUCCACGCAUGCACCCAAUCCGACCGUAUUCUCUUCUCCCUUUCCUUCCUUCUUCGGCGUCUCCCUCUUCCUCGCGUCUUCCUUCUUCCUCCACCUUUUUGUUCGCCGCGCGCCUGGUGGCUGUGCCCGCCGCCGCAGCGUUGUCUCUCCUGCUCGUUCUCGCUCUUCGCCGCUUUUCCUCCACUUCCCCCAGUUCUCGGAUCUUUCUGCGUCCUUGUCAAGAUGAAACAAAGUGGAAGAGGAGGAUGCAGCGGGCAGGGCGCGAGGUCGAUUUCUCGAGACCUUGUGCUGGUUGGCGGAGGGUCGUCUCACCUCUUUGUGAUGAAGGACUGGGCAAAACAACCUGAGAAAGGCAUGCGUCUCACCCUCGUCUCUGCAGACACAGAUACGCCCUACAAAGGCCUGCUGCCAGGCCUCCUCGCCGGCGCGUACACGAGAGACCAGGCACACGUAGAUCUGCUGCAGCUGUGUCAAGUGGCUGGCGGGCGCUUCGUACGCGCGUCCGUCCUUGGCGUCGAUCGCGAAAGAAAACUGAUUUUCUGCGACGACGGCCGACCGCCGCUCCGAUACGACGUCCUCUCCGUCGACACGGAGUCUGGUCUGAGCGCCCCGGGGUCGAUCACGUUCAGCUCCCUGCCUCCAGGAGAGGAGCAAGACUCUUCGAUUUCUUCCCCAGGCCAGCAGACAGACAGUCAAGAGGCGUUUCUGGACCUCGGCGAUCGAUGCAUGCGCGCGUGCAUCACGCCGCUCAGGCCUCUCAGCCAGUUCUUGCCGCGGUGGGAAGCGGCGCUGGGGAGACUCGUGCGAGCGGCCCUGUACGCCUGGACCUCACCGAGCUUGGCCGCCUCUGAAGCGGCAACUGCUUGCGACUCAGCAGGCGCAGAUCCUGAGUCGAAGCCGACUGGGAUGGCGCGCGGGACUGCAGAGGCGCAUGCGGCAGAGACCGUGACGAGGAGGAACUCAGAGUGCGCGGGGGCGGUCAGCCGCUCGCGCGUUUUCACUGUGGCGUUCGUAGGCGGUGGUACCGAAAGCGUCGAGAUCUGUUUCGCUGCGAGAGCUGCAGUGGAGAAGAAGCUUGCCGAUCUGCAUGCGCACUGGAGGACUCUGAGACGCGACGCGAGAACCGGGAAAGGAGAAGACUGCUCCACCCCGAGAGAUUUGCACAAGGAGAGAGACGCGCAACCCGCUGAGGUCGAACUUUGCUGGCAGAGAGAAAGCGAAGAACUUUCUCGCCUCUUCCGUGUAGAGUUUCACUUGUUCACAGAGGGAGACUCCGUACUGCCAGGUUUCUCGUCAGGCGCUCAGACGCGCGUCUCCCGUCUGUUGAAAGCGGCUGGAGUCUCUGUGCACACCCAGUGGAAAGUCGCCUCAGUCCGCGUAGAGACUGCGCCUCGUGCCUCCCAGAUCGAUUUGCCUCGGAAACACGCAGGGCCGCUUCAGGCUGCUCAGGAGGGAACACAGACACAGCCUGCCGCUGCAGGCGCGACUGCAUUCGCGGAGGCCUCGGCCGCAGAAGCUUCUCUUCUUUCUGGAAAAACCGGAGCCGAAGCAGAACUGGAAUGCGAGAAUUUCCGAAAACGCCUCCUGUGCUCCGACGGUCGCCACUUUGAAUUUGACGAAUGCGUCUGGUGCACACCCGCCACCCCACAGUCGUGGUUCCAAAACACAGGCCUAGAGCUCACCCCGGAAGGCUUCCUUGCAGUCGACGCUUCGCUGCGCUCCUGCAACGCUCACAACGUCUUCGCUGUUGGCGAAGCUGCAAAAGUUCGAGGCACUGAGAGUCGUCGCACGGACGGGGACGACGCUGGCGAGACUCUGAGCAGGAACCUGCGCCUGGUGCUGCGGAAUGGCGACAGCGCGCGCCUUCAUCGCUGGCGGUCUCAGUCUCAACUCUUCUCCGUUGUCUCCUGUGGCGAGAACUGUGCGGUCGGAGUCAAGGGGCACAUCAGCUUCGAAGGCAAAUGGGUUUCGAAUUUGAGGACGCGCAUGGACAUUGACUGGAUUCAAAAGUACCAGGUGUCUCCGUCGGGACUGCUACGUCCUUCCCUUCUUUCGUCCAAGUCGCUGACGGCGCCCGCGUCUCUCACUGGAGGCCUGAGGCGCUUCUUGUCUCGGGGAAGUGACUCGGCGGCUUUUCAAUCGUGCGAGACCGCGGGAGGCACUCGGGGACCGUCGAGCGCCGGGGGGGAGCCGAAUGCCGAAGUGAAGGGGGAUGUGACGCGGUCCUCGAGUGGGGCGCACCACGCCGACACCCUUGGCUCUGGGGCGUCGAGCUGCAGGACAGCCUGUGGGAAGAGCGGCGUUUCUCAUGCUGAAUGUAUUCAAACGAAAGACGAAGUCAGUCUCGGAUGUCGCGUUCUCAUGGAAUAUGUGCAAGCGAGUUCAGGAGCGCGAGGCAGGGCGUCGGGGUGCAAGAGCGCCGGCGGAACUCGCUGUGGAGGCUGCGGCGCCAAAGUGCCUUCUACAGUGCUGAGACGCACGAUGCAAGAGCUGGAGCAGGCAGAUGCGGCUCAGACUCGCCAGCACAGAGUUUUGAUGGAACGCGAACGAGGCGCGAGUGUGGCAGCCGAGACCCUGGAGAGUGGAAAAGACGCAACGAGUCUGGGAGCUACGCCGGGGCUCCGCAUGCAGCCAGGCGACGCCCUGCAGCUUGCGGCUCUUCAAAAGCGCAUCGACAAAGAGGGUCGGUUCUACCCUCUGCUGUUCAAUCGAAGCGAAGUUCUUCUCGGACUCGAAGAUGCCGACGACGGAUGCGUCUUCGCCGCGAAACCCGUGGAACGACGGAGACCCACAAGCGACAAAGAGAGCGACGGCGUCUGUCCAGGAAGGUCGACAACACUAGCAAACGAUCCGUGCGUCGAGGCGCUCGGAGGCGAUAAUCCACUCCUUAUCCAGACUGUCGACUUCUACCGAGCUUUCUUCGACGACGCAUUCGUGCUGGGUCGCAUCGCUGCAACGCAUGCAAUGUCCGAUUGCUACGCCAUGGGCGCCGAGCCGCUUGUUGCUCUCCUCACGGCUGUUGUCCCGUAUUCGACUGACUGCAUAAUGGCAAACAACCUCCUUCAACUCCUUGGAGGCUGUUGCUCGGCUCUUUCGCGGGACAGGUGCCAGCUGGCCGGCGGGCACUCCGCCCAAGGUCGCGACAUGGCUGCGGGUCUCACCAUCACCGGACGCCUUUCUCGCCUGAGAAAAAGCCAGCGACCGGAAAGUGACAGCCACUUGGGAGUGGAAGGCGACAUCCACACGUCUCGAGUGGAAGAGCCGAUUGGAUACCUGCCAAAGGGAAGUGCAGAGGCGCAAGAAGGAGAUGUCCUCAUUCUGACGAAGCCUCUGGGCACUGGCGUUAUUAUGGCUGGCCAUGUGGAGGGGAAAUCCAGGGGACGGUGGGUCUACGCUGCCCUCGACCUCAUGCAAGUCUCGAAUCGAGCAGCGGCGGAGAUUCUGAUGGACUGCGGCGCCACUGCAUGCACAGACGUUACCGGAUUCGGCCUCCUAGGGCACAUGCUGGAAAUGCUUCGCGCCUGCCGCAAAAGUCGAAUUUUGGCAGCUGUGGCCGCUGCUGAUAAGCAGCCUGUGGAGGCGAGGGGACGCGCCGCCGGCGCUUCGUCCAGCGCUUCAUCAUCUGAAGGCAUUGCGGACUCCUCGAGCGGCGAGUUUGUGCCACUCGUCUGCGCACGUUUGAUGCUUCCUUCUCUCCGUUUGCUGGACGGAGUCACGGAGCUGAUGAACGAGGGCAUUCACUCCUCUCUGCUCGCCUCGAAUGCCCGCUAUUUUCCGGCUCUCUCACUCAAAACCGUAGGCACAGCUCCGGCCGGUGCUGCACCUACAGGUGAUCUUCCUAUUCAGCCUCUUUCGCCUGCUGAUCUCCCACCAACGCUCCCGAUACUCUUCGAUCCGCAGACAUCUGGGGGUCUCUUGGCGUUCGUCCCCGCCAACAAAGCGACUGAGUGCAUUAGGAGGCUUAGAGAGGAAGGCGGCUACGACAACGCCAUGGUCAUUGGAUCGAUUUUCGAAAGAAAAACGUUCGUGCCUUUCCCUCAAAAAGACGCGGCUCAAGAAACUCGCUCUCGGUACGCACCGUGGGAAAAUGUAGCGGGAGCUGUUGAGUGCCUGCACUGACACGCGCCGGCUCGUCGCAGGCUGGAAACGCGAGUGUUUCCAGUGGAGCAUGCGCGGCUUUUCUUGGUGAUCUCGUUCGCUGGUAUGUAUGCCUUUUUGUCGAAAGAGAAGACACCCACGAGCGCACAUACACGCACCCCAAUGCGACGUGAUAGCGCUCUGGGCCACCCGUGUGUCCGACUCUCUGUUCCCGGCAUGCAUGGCUUCAUCGUGGAAGGAGCCGUGGAAAAAAAGAAUAGGUGUAGCACCAGGGAGAAAUCUUAUCGUGGUGGUGGGCAGAAUGGACAGGGAUCCGAGGCAGGAAAUUGGGUUAGAGACGAACGCUUGUCGCCGGAGAAGGGUACGUUCAUCCUCUAAAUCUGGUCAUUCCCUUCAAGGAAGCGAUAACUUCGGACUCACCUUCCGAUGUGGCGGAAACGAAAACACUC
Messenger RNA from Toxoplasma gondii ME49, 4771 nucleotides. RefSeq names its product selenide, water dikinase. Gene Ontology annotation, molecular function: selenide, water dikinase activity; ATP binding; oxidoreductase activity. Gene Ontology annotation, cellular component: cytoplasm. The coding region runs from base 447 to 4343 and encodes 1298 amino acids. NCBI's taxonomy places the organism in Eukaryota, Apicomplexa, Conoidasida, Eucoccidiorida, Sarcocystidae. The transcript has 12 exons. Gene Ontology annotation, biological process: L-selenocysteine biosynthetic process. The record is from RefSeq and is a predicted model, not a curated record.